Oryza sativa Japonica Group (Japanese rice) is the source of this 1151-nucleotide messenger RNA. RefSeq names its product momilactone A synthase-like. Lineage: Eukaryota; Viridiplantae; Streptophyta; Magnoliopsida; Poales; Poaceae. Gene Ontology annotation, molecular function: oxidoreductase activity, acting on the CH-OH group of donors, NAD or NADP as acceptor. The record is from RefSeq and is a predicted model, not a curated record.
GCAGCUAGCAACAGCUACACAAAACCACUUCUCAGACAGCACAAAACAUCGAUCCAAAAUCACUACUGCUAUUAGUAUUCAGGCGCCAUGGCAGGCAGCUCCCAUGUUUCUGCUGAUGCAAGGAACAGGCUGGUGGGCAAGGUGGCGGUGAUCACCGGCGGCGCGAGCGGCAUCGGCGCGUGCACGGCGCGGCUGUUCGUGAAGCACGGCGCCCGCGUCGUGGUCGCCGACAUCCAGGACGAGCUGGGAGCUAGCCUCGUCGCGGAGCUCGGCCCGGACGCCUCCAGCUACGUGCACUGCGACGUCACGAACGAGGGCGACGUCGCCGCCGCGGUCGACCACGCCGUCGCCACGUUCGGGAAGCUCGACGUCAUGUUCAACAACGCCGGCGUCACCGGCCCGCCGUGCUUCAGGAUCACCGAGAGCACCAAGGAGGACUUCGAGCGCGUGCUGGCCGUGAACCUGAUCGGCCCGUUCCUCGGCACCAAGCACGCGGCGCGGGUGAUGGCGCCGGCGCGCCGUGGCAGCAUCAUCUCGACGGCGAGCCUGUCGUCGUCGGUGUCCGGCACGGCGUCGCACGCGUACACGACGUCGAAGCGCGCCCUGGUGGGGUUCACGGAGAACGCGGCCGGCGAGUUGGGCCGGCACGGGAUCCGCGUCAACUGCGUUUCCCCCGCCGCGGUCGCCACGCCGCUGGCUAGGGCUGCCAUGGGUAUGGACAUGGACGACGAGACCAUUGAGGCGAUCAUGGAGAAGUCGGCGAACCUAAAGGGCGUUGGACUCAAGGUGGACGACAUCGCCGCCGCGGCGCUGUUCCUCGCCAGCGACGACGGGCGGUACGUGAGCGGCCAGAACCUGCGCGUCGACGGCGGCGUGUCCGUCGUCAACUCGAGCUUUGGUUUCUUCAGGGACUGAUUGUGAAAGAGACCCAUCGUUCGUCGUCAACUCCAACUUCAAACCACGUUUUCGUUCAUCGUCAUUUGUGUUGUUUUCUGUAAUAAACUAGCAUUGUGUGGUUUCCCAAAUGUUUGCGUGGACAUAGAUUUCGGUUGUAUUUGUAUUCUCUUGGAAUUUAUUCGAUAGCAGUUGCUUUCUUGAAUGAUAAACUAGCACUGUUGCUGUUAAUAAUGCGAUUGAUAUUUUUCAGUUCA